AACAGCUUUGUAUCUCUUUUCGCCCGCAAGCACAAAGGGAACAAGAUCCCCCCCAUCUUGGUCUCCCAUUCGUUUUUAUAUACAAAAUAAUGACCGCCGUGGGAACCGCUCAAGCUGCUGCAGAGAGACACGACAAGGAAUACUCUUUCAUCGAAGCCCUUGCUCUAGGUCCCCGCGAGUCCUUCUCCCUCGUAUCAAAGGAAGCUCUUGGCCUGCCCUCGUCUCCGAGCAGUCCUGUCCUCGCCGUCGCCCCAUCAAUCACAACCGUUGCUCCAUCUAUCGCACAGGUCACAACCGUCACACGACCUAGAACUCCUCCUCAGAAGAAGCAAGUCGUUCCUGUGUCUUCACAGGUCCACGUUGCUGCUAGUCCUAUCAAGAGCCCUACUGCGCCUGGCACAUCGCACUCCUCGCAGAAGAGAGCUCCCAGUGUUACCACUAACACUACCACCGCCGUCGCUACAGUUCCGAGAUCGCUUAACAGCAAAAAGAGUAGCGUCAUGGCCAACUCGACAAAGGCGCAGAGCGCCUGUCUGGAGCUAUGCCACAAGACCACGGCGCUCGGCGACCGUAUCUCGGUGCGCAUGCUCGAGUAUCUCACCAUGGUGACCAAGCAGCCCCACGGCCUUGACACGCUCGCCCACGACUUCCUCGACACAUGCGAAAUCCUCUUCUCCAUUGAAGCUGGUCUCGGUGAGUGCAUCCGCAACCAGCAGACGUUCCCCGGCGACGUCAUCUCAGAGCUGAGCAAGAAGUUCCGCGUGACGCAGGCGGAUUUCCAGCUGCUGGACCAGAUGCUGGGCAAGUUCCUCGAGAAUGAACGUAAAGGUGCCAUGGGCCGUAUGCGUCGUGGCUGGGGUCGCAUCUUUGGUGAUAAUGACAUCGAGAAGAUGAUCAGUGCCCUUGGACGCACGCGCGAGAGUCUGCGCAUGAGUGCGCUUAUGUUUCAGUGGAGUCUGGGUAAUGAGAAGAUUGAGAAUGAGCUUGGUAUCGGCUACACUGGCCUCGCUGCCGCUCUCGACCGCAUGGAUACCCGUGCUGGUAUGGCGCCUAGAUCGAAGCUCUCUGACCACGGUGGUUCGCAGUACAGACCUUCUUCUGCGUCGCAACAUCGUGGCGUGGAGGGACACAGCGCCAUGUCGAUGGGUUCUCAACCCCCAUUACCUCCCCUCCCCUGGACGGAGCGAUCGUCGUCUAUGCGCGAGGAUACCCUCGCUGCCUCACUGCACAACGAUGCUCGUUCAUUUACCGGUCAUCAUCACAACACUGCUAGUUCAAUCGCCUCCAAUGAGCGAUAUCACUCUGGUACCACCGCUACCUUUGACCGCAUGAGCACCUUUGACGAACACCACGAGACACGGUCGCAUCACACUGCCGUGUCAGAUAGUGAAGCCUCUCUCGAGGAGCUUUCGGGUCUUGAUCUCAACGGUGGCACAAAGGUCGUGCGACUCAAGGCCGAUCCCUUCAGCAUGCCCCGCUGGAACCCGAGAAACACCGUCGGCGCCGACGCAGCCAACCUCAAGUCCGCUCUCCUCACCGCCGUGCGCGGCAGGAACCACAAACUCAUCGAACAGCUGCUGGAUCGUGGUGUAUCUCCCAACACUGGUCCCGAGCAUCUCGCUCUUAAGGAAGCUGUUCUCAACAGCGACGCCGAGGCUGUUCGUCUUCUCCUCCUCUUCGGUGCUGAUCCCAACGGCACUGAUCGCGAUGGUGUAACACCGCUCUUUGCCUCCGUGGAGAAGUCUUUCCUCGCUGGUGCCGUUCCUCUCCUCAAGUACGGCGCUGAUCCUCGCUUCGCUAUGGGUGAGGAUAACGAGACUGCCCUUGCUGCUGCUUGUAUCGCCAACAAGGUCAACUUUGCUCACCUGCUUCUUAUUUAUGGCGGUGACCCUAAUCAGUUGACCGCUACGGGCGAGACGCUCCUCAGCAGCGCUAUCAACAAGAAGACGCCCAAGAAGUUCAUCGACCUCAUCCUCGACUACGGCGCUGAUCCCGAUCUGAAGAGUCGUGAGGGAAAGACCGCCUUGUUCGAGGCCAUUCAGAACUCGCGCGUCGAUAUCGUUAACAGUCUUCUCGACCACGGCGCAAACCCUAAUUUGCCUGGCCCCAAGCACAUGCUCUGGCCCGCUACCUACCAGAGCGCCUGUCUCCAAGUUCUCCUGUCCCACGGCGCAGACCCCAAGAAGGCACCCGGUAUCAUGGAGCUUGCCGUCAGUGUCAACAACAUCGAGUCAGUCAAGGUCCUCCUCAACGCAAAGGUCGACCCCAACCAGAAGAAGGACGGCGUCUACACGCCCCUCUGCACAUCCAUCCGCGACAACCGCCCUGACAUCUUCCACCUCCUCCUCGCCAACAAGGCAGACCCCAACGUCCCCGCCAGCGAGUAUCCCGCCUUCAAGUGUAUCACGCACAACCGUCUUCAAUUCCUCCCCCCUCUUGUCGACGCCGGCGUGAACCUCAGCUCUCCCAAGGGCAUUGUCGAGACUGCUGUCAGUGUUAACAACAUGGAGGCGCUCACAUGGCUGCUUGAGAAGGGAAUGAACCCUAACGACAAGAACCCCAAGGGUCACUCACCGUUGACGACUGCUAUUCGUGAGAACAGGGUCGAGAUGGUGGACUUUUUGCUCAGCAACGGUGCUGAUCCUAAUGUUCGCGGCCAAGACUGGCCCGUUUGCAUGGCUGUCCGCAACCCCCCUGUGCUCAAGCGCAUCCUCUCCGUGCUCGCUGAGCCCCGCGCCUUCAAGGGCGUCAUGGAAAUGGCCGUCGUUGCCAACCAGCUCGAGUCCGUUAAGCUCCUCCUCGCAGCCGGCGUGUCAGUCGAGGACAAGAACGGCGGUGUUUUCUCGCCUCUCACAUCCGCCAUCCGCGAGGACCGCAAGGACAUCGUGUGGUUCCUCAUCAACGAGGGCGGCGCCGACAUUAACGCCCCCGGCGAGCAUCUCCCCGUCGUCAAGGCCCUGCGCCGGUACCGCGGAGACUCUGAGAUUCUCGAGUUUCUGCUCGAGCACGGCGCUGAUCCUAACAAGGUGUACCGUGGAUGGAACGGUGUCAUGCAGGCUGUUGAGAACGGCGAUGAGCAGAUCCUUCGUCUUCUGGGUGAGAAGGCUGGGUUUGAUCUCGAUGUUAAGGAUGAGCUUGAUCGAAGUGUCACUGAGAUUGCUGCUUCGCGAGGCUGGGAUGAGGCAGUUCAGAUUCUGAAGGAGUAUGCCAUGGUAAAAUCUGUUUAAUUUACGGGGUCCGUGUAAGAUGAUGAAUGCUUGGGACUGGGAUGGGGUUGGAGUCUGCGAGAUUGCUUUAUGGGAAUUGGACUGGACUGGAUUGGAUGGUUUGCCUGGUCUUGUGUCCUUUUUAUAUAUAUCCUCUUUGUUUACCUUGGGCAUUUUCUUUUUUUUCUUCGUUUUGUUCAUAUCCCACUGGUAUAGUAAUACCAUGUAUCCACUUACAUUUUCUUUGUCAAUCUAUUUGUCGACGAUAAUACAGAUGAGUUUUGAAG
Messenger RNA from Fusarium oxysporum Fo47, 3493 nucleotides. Its product is annotated as ankyrin repeat-containing domain protein. The transcript has a single exon. The record is from RefSeq and is a predicted model, not a curated record. NCBI's taxonomy places the organism in Eukaryota, Fungi, Ascomycota, Sordariomycetes, Hypocreales, Nectriaceae. Gene Ontology annotation, molecular function: protein binding. The coding region runs from base 90 to 3227 and encodes 1045 amino acids.